This is a messenger RNA of Closterium sp. NIES-65, 2880 nucleotides long. NCBI's taxonomy places the organism in Eukaryota, Viridiplantae, Streptophyta, Zygnematophyceae, Desmidiales, Closteriaceae. The record is from the annotation of a GenBank genome assembly.
AUGUCCGUCCAACUGACUCACCACAUCCCGUGCUACGAUCCAAACAUCGCCGUCCCACUUUCCCUUCGCAGACAAACGUUUUCCGCGAGCGACACACUGCCGCCUCCUUCAGCCCGCCCGCGCUGCCUGAUUCCCCCUCCCCCCGGCUACCAGCGCGCGCCCCCCUGGCCGGAUAGCCUAUGGAGCGUGUGGCGGAACAACGUACCGCACUCUAAGAUGCUCAAGGACCCGCGGAACGUCCUGUGGAUGGAGCUACGUGGCAACACAUGGCAUUUUCCCGCACGCUUUGACGCUAUGCCCGAAGCGGACGGCGCGGAGCGGUACGUGGCGCAGCUGCGCAACUUCAUUCCGUUCGGGUCGCGCCUGCGCACGGCUCUCGACAUCGGCGCGGGGGUGGGGGGAUUCGCGGUGGAGCUGCUGCGCCAGGGCAUGAUCACUGUGUCGCUCGGCCCGCGCGACGGGUUCCGCGGGCAGGCGCAGUUUGCGCUCGAGCGCGGGCUGCCCGCGCUGGUGGGCAUCCUGGCGACGAUGCGCCUGCCGUUCCCGUCGCUCGCGUUCGACCUCGUGCACUGCUCGCACUGCCAGUCCCCUUCGGCCUCCCCAGUACGUGCGCCGCCACCCCGCGCUCUCUCGUGGCCUCUCGCGCAUCCCGCGCACCCCAUCCAGUGCCCUCGUGCUCUCGCACGCGAGAAGUUUGUUGCUCAUUUGAAUAGCAGGGUCCCUGAAUUCCCUUCCCCUCACCCGCCUUCCCUCCCCACAUUCCCCCCCUCCUCCCCCCAUUCAAUCCCCCCCCCCCUCUCUCUCCAGAACGGCACGCACCUGUUCGAGGGUGGCCGCGUGCUGCGCGCGGGGGGCGUCUUCGUGCUGGCGGGGCCGCCCGUGCGCUGGCCGGGCAGGGCGGCUGAGUGGCGCACGCUGCGCGAUAAGGCGCGCGCGCUGUGCUGGCGGCUGGUGCUGGUGGUGCCGCACGUAGCCAUCUGGCGGAAGAGCAGGGAGGGGGUUGAGGUGGCGGGCGGAAGCGGGGAAGCGGGGGGGAAAGAAGAUGGAGGGAGGGGCAGAGAGAAAGGAGGGGAGGGCGGAGAGAGAGGAGGAAGAGGCAGAGAGGGAGGAAGGAGUGGGGAGAGGGAGGAAGGAGGGGCGGAGAGGGAGGAGUUAGGGAGUGAUGUAACAGGCGAGGAGGAGGGAGAGGUGAAGCGGGAGGAGGGAGAGGAGAAGCGGGAGGAGGAGGGAGAGGAGAAGCGAGAGGAGGAGGCGGGCGGAGGGAGGGGCGAGAUGGGCGCGGAGGUGUGUGCGGCGGACGACCAGCCCGACGCCGUGUGGUGCGUGCCCCUGCUGCCACCGCCUGCCACUGCCUGCCAUGCCGCCGCCCUACCCCCCACCCGCCCACUGCGAUCAUGCACGCUGCACCUCCACCCUCGCCCCGCGCCCACCGUACUAGCCCCCCUUCCUCAACGACUCCUAUCUGCUUUCUCCUUUUCCUCGGCCCUCCUCCCAACCCACCCCCUUCAGGUACUCCCCCUUGCAGCUUGCGCCAUCCGCCCUCCCCCCUCCGCGUGGAGCCUCCCCCCCUGGCCGCAUCGCCUGUUGGUUCGCCUCCCCCGCAUCUACGACUCCCCCCUCAUGCACCCGCCCACAGAUCCGCCGCCCAACGCGGUGGAGGGGGGGUGCUGGGGGAAAGGGGGAAGAGAAGGAAGGACAAGGGAAGGGGGUCCGCAGAUGGGGGAGGAGAGGAGAUGCAAGAGGGCGAGGAAACGGGGCGAAAGAAGGGGGAAAAGUGGGUUGAAGGAGGGGGGGGAUAAGGCUGUGGAGCAGGUAAGGGAGAGCAACAGCACUGAGGCCCCUGUUGCUGCUGCUGCUGCUGCUGCCGCUGCGGCUGCUGGUGGUGUUGGUGGGCGGCGACUGCUCAGCUCUGAUGUGCAUGGCGCUGGUGGUGCUGCUCAUGGUGAAGGGGGGAGGGGGAGGGGAGGAGAGGGAGGAGGGGAAGGGGGGGAGGAGGAGAGGGAGGAGGGGAAGGGGGAGGAGGAGGAGAGGAGGAGGGGAAGGGGGGGGAGGAGGGAGAGGGAGGUGGGAAGUGAGGCAGACAGGACUGAGAGAGCAGCGGCAGGGCAGGAGGGGGAGGAGGGCGGCGACAUGCGCAAGGCGCUGAAGGAGGAGCAGCAGAAGUCACUCACCAUGCAAACGCAGCAACGCAGUCAGCAGUACAGCAAGCGUCAGAGCACGGGCAGGGCUCGCAGCACUGUCGCGCGGCGGCAGAACGCGCAUGAACAUGGAGAGCCGGGCGCUGCCUGGGCACACGACCGCCUGGCGCACCUACGAGGCGCUGUUCCUAACCACCUGCGGCCUGGCGGAAGGCACCCGGAAGACGGCGAGGGCGCUGAGGGGGACGGUGGGGAGGCCAAGGGGGAGAAGAGCGAGGAGAAGGGGAGGAGCAAGGAGGAGAGCAGGCCGGGGAAGGUGCGGAACGUGCUGGACAUGAAUGCGGGGGUGGGGUCGUUUGCGCGGCGGCGCUGCAGGGGAGGAGGAGGGAGGGGACGGGGGGAGCGAGUGUGGGUGAUGAACGUGGUGGCGCUGAGCAGUAGACUCAACACCCUGGCAGCCGUGUUUGACCGGCGGUGCUCGUGGGCACCCUGCAUGACUGGUGUGAGGCGUUCUCGUCGUACCCACGCGCAUACGACCUCGUGCAUUGGCAAGGCGUCUCCUCCUCCUUCCACCCGUGAGUCCCGCUGCCCUUUCUGCUGCCGUUGGAGGCGAGGCAUUGUUCGCUGGGAAGAGAUGGAGCACGAAGCACAUAGCGUGUCACAUCUUUCAUUUCAUGGGAAAGGUUUCUACUUUGUCAUUCUCCCCAACCCCCUCCGUGCCACUCCACAGGGACCGAUGUGA